UCAGUGUGCUUAAAAUGAAGUCUACAGCCCGGUGUCUAAGGAACGGACAGGAUUGUAGAGCUGGCAUCUACUUUCUGUUCUGUAAGACUGUUAGAACAUAUUAUAGGCCUUUAGAACAGGAGAAACGAUGUUAAAACAGUCGAACCCGCCGCUUCUACAGAUCUCAUCUUAUAUUUAUAGAUUCUGAAGCAGGAAUUCAGAUCAUAUAAGUUUAGUCCUAGAUAGAUAGCAGUAUCCAGUGUUUUAUACGUGUGUUUCGUGCUCCGUUUUUUUAAUAAUCGUUUUGAGAACGAUUGCUUAAGUGCGAUCUGCAAGAGAAGUGAGACAAUGUACAACACAGUCUGGACGUCGGAUAAAGAGGACGAUGAUUGGAGGGAUGUUAUGAUGCCAUAUUCCACAGAGUUAAUAUUUUACAUAGAAAUGGACCAACCGCCAGCUCUUCCUCCUAAGCCAGUGAGCAGCAGUGUGAUGAAGGAGGGGUCUGUGGGCUCGCUACAGGAGGCCGAGUGGUACUGGGGAGACAUAUCCAGGGAGGAGGUCAAUGACAAGCUGAGGGACAUGCCUGAUGGGACCUUCCUGGUCCGGGAUGCCUCCACCAAGAUGCAGGGAGACUACACCCUAACCCUGAGGAAAGGGGGAAACAACAAGCUGAUCAAGAUCUACCACCGGGACGGCAAGUACGGCUUCUCAGACCCUCUGACGUUCGGCUCUGUGGUGGAGCUCAUCAGCCACUACCGCCACGAGUCCCUGGCCCAGUACAACACCAAGCUGGACGUCAAGCUCAUGUAUCCCAUCUCCCGCUACCAGCAGGAUCAGCUGGUGAAGGAGGACAACAUCGACGCUGUGGGGAAGAAGCUACAGGAAUAUCACAAUCAAUAUCAGGAGAAGAGCAAAGAGUACGACCGGCUGUAUGAGGAGUACACCAAGACCUCGCAGGAGAUCCAGAUGAAGAGGACAGCCAUCGAGGCGUUCAACGAGACCAUCAAGAUCUUCGAGGAGCAGUGUCACACACAGGAACGCUACAGCAAGGAGUACAUCGAGCGCUUCCGCCGAGAGGGCAACGACAAGGAGAUCGAGAGGAUCAUGAUGAACUACGAGAAGCUCAAGUCUCGCCUUGGGGAAAUCCACGACAGCAAGAUCAGUCUGGAGCAGGACCUGAAGACCCAGGCGCUGGACAACCGGGAAACGGACAAGAAGAUGAACAGCCUUAAACCCGACCUGAUCCAGCUGCGCAAGAUCCGGGACCAGUACCUUGUCUGGCUGAACCACAAAGGGGUGCGUCAGAAACGAAUUAACGACUGGCUGGGGAUCAAAAGCGACAACACCGACGAAGGGUACUUUGUGAAUGAGGAGGACGAGGUCCUGCCCCACUACGAUGAGAAGAGCUGGUUCGUGGGAGACCUGAACCGGACGCAGUCAGAGGACCUGCUGCUGGGGAAGCCAGACGGGGCCUUCCUCAUCAGGGAGAGCAGUAAGAAGGGCUGCUACGCCUGCUCUGUGGUCGUGGAGAGCGAGGUGAAACACUGCGUGAUCUACAGCACGGUGCGCGGCUACGGCUUCGCCGAGCCCUACAACCUGUACAGCAGCCUGAAGGAGCUGGUCCUUCACUACCACCAAACCUCCCUGGUCCAGCACAACGACUCCCUCAACGUGCGCCUGGCAUACCCCGUCUACGCACAGAUGCCCUCUGGACGCAGAUGAGCCCUGCUACACACACACACACACACACAGAGACAACAGGCCCCUGUGCCACAGAGACCCAGAGGGGGGCAGGGGGUCUGAAGACGCGAUCGGAUCCCCUCACCACCAACCACCCCCUCCAACACCAGAAAGAAAUAAACAAACAAGAAAAGAAAAAAACACUCGCUGCAACACUUCAGCCACCUUGAAGUUAUAUAUAUUUUUACUAGAACAAUUCGGAGGGCAUUCUUACCUAAAGACUGCUUGAUUUGCACAAGGACGAUUUAAUGUUUGUGAAUGUGAAAAAAACGGAAGGCAACUGAAGAGACGAGUUUCAGGGGACCCGCUGCUACGCUUCAGCCGGGACAACUUUCAGAGAAAAAAAUUAUACAUUUAAGCUUUUGUUUUUGUUUGUUUCCCCUCAUUUUUGUUCUUUUGAAAUUUUGACUCGUUCUUUGUUUGUCCCUGCUUGUUUCACGGAAUGCAAGAGAUGAUGAUGAAGAUGUGUAUGACCUCUGUCCCUAUCCGUACGAAAAGCAAAAACAAUGUAGCAUACCAGACGAUGGCCAGAGCUUUCCUCCAUGUAGACUGCUGCUGAAAGGGUUGGGGGAGGGAUGGGAGGGAGGGAGGGGGCUCGGAGAGGAGAGAGAGUUAAUGGGGCAAGAGAAAAAGGAGUUGUAGUCUUAAGAGUGAAGAAAAAGCCUGCUUCUUUAAUACUGACCGGAGAGGAGACGGUCGUUUUCUUUUUUUGGGUGGUUCAUGUUAUGUUUUCUUUUGUUCUGUGUGUGUGUCAUCAGUCAUGGACACCAAAGUUUGCAUGGGGGGGAAAGUUUUUUAAAUCUUUAUUAGUAUUAUAGUUUUUUGGGGGGGGGAUGGAGGUGGCAAAUAAGCGAGUGAUUUUGUUUGAUGUCACACACACGACAGAGUUUGGGCCCAGUGCUUAUGCACUAUAAGUUGCAGAGGUUUGGUAACCAAAUGGUACGCACAAAAAUGGUUGAGUUAGAAGCACUUAUCGUUCAGGAUAAGUCCACCCUACACACACACACACACACAACAGACCGUCAAACCUAAAACACGUUUUAUGUGUGGUUUCAGAUAAUAACUAAACGUGUAUAUGCUAAUGUUUGUCAUUGAGAGAGAAAGACCGAACGAGAGAGAGAGAGUAAUCCUCAGACUGUUGUAUUUGUUACAGACUUUUUGGAAAUAAGCUUUGAACUGCAGUGUACCCCCACACAGAUUACCCAGCUGAUGACACAGGCUUUAGAUGGCGAAAACUUGAAAGACCGUGCAAUCCAACAUCGUAUUAUGAGUAUGAGGCUGUCGUUGCAGCAGCGUAGAGAAGAGAGAGAGCAGGGUAGGCCCAGCUUUGGGAGGGAAUCAAGAUAAACAGUAACGGUUUCUGAAGAGAUUCUUUUGUGUUUGUGUUUUACUCAUCAAGAAGCUUCUAAAACCGGUGCUUGACUUUAUAACCAGUGGAAGCCGUUUCUGUUUAAAGAAAAAAGACACCAUCGCAUAAUAAAAAAAGUUUUCCCAAAACUGCAAACCCGA
Osmerus eperlanus (European smelt) is the source of this 3228-nucleotide messenger RNA. It is a transcript of the gene pik3r3b, whose product is annotated as phosphoinositide-3-kinase, regulatory subunit 3b (gamma). Gene Ontology annotation, cellular component: phosphatidylinositol 3-kinase complex. Gene Ontology annotation, molecular function: 1-phosphatidylinositol-3-kinase regulator activity. NCBI's taxonomy places the organism in Eukaryota, Metazoa, Chordata, Actinopteri, Osmeriformes, Osmeridae. Gene Ontology annotation, biological process: insulin receptor signaling pathway; phosphatidylinositol phosphate biosynthetic process. The transcript is spliced from 10 exons. The record is from RefSeq and is a predicted model, not a curated record. The coding region runs from base 328 to 1701 and encodes 457 amino acids.